Sorghum bicolor (sorghum) is the source of this 2439-nucleotide messenger RNA. RefSeq names its product L-type lectin-domain containing receptor kinase IX.1. NCBI's taxonomy places the organism in Eukaryota, Viridiplantae, Streptophyta, Magnoliopsida, Poales, Poaceae. Gene Ontology annotation, molecular function: protein kinase activity; carbohydrate binding; ATP binding. The transcript is spliced from 2 exons. Bases 127 to 2328 code for a protein of 733 amino acids. Gene Ontology annotation, biological process: protein phosphorylation. The record is from RefSeq and is a predicted model, not a curated record. Gene Ontology annotation, cellular component: plasma membrane.
GCAGCAUCCUAAUCCUGAUCCUAUGGAGACACCUGCAGACCUGGUCAACAUGCGUGUCUCUGAUCAACAGAUUUCCUAUACCAAGCCUAGCAGCUCCCCCUAGCUACUUCCUACCAAGCUCCAACAAUGGCGGUGACGAGCUCUCGCUGCCUUCUAUUCAGGCUGUGCUGCCUCUGCUACCUGCUGUCCUCCGUCCACGUCCCCCUCGCCGCCUCGCUCUCGUUCCGUUUCAACUUCUCGGACCCCGAUUCCACCUGCACCGCGCAGAACGCAGAGCUGGCCUGCUCCGGCGACGCCUACUUCCACAGCACCGAGAACGCGAUCGAGCUGACCAAGAACGUCAUGGGCGACCUCAACAACCACAGCGUCGGCCGGCUGACGUACACGCAGCCGAUGCCCCUCUGGGACGGCACCACCGGCGAGCUGGCCAGCUUCACCACCUCCUUCACCUUCCUGAUCAAGCCAGCGCGACCGGACUCGCCGGAGCCGAGCGCGGACGGGAUGGCGUUCUUCCUCGCGCACCACCCGUCCGGCCCGCCGCCCCGCGGCAGCCACGGCGGGAACCUGGGCCUCUUCAACGGCAGCACCAACAGGAACGCCAGCGGCGACGACCGCGUGGUGGCGGUCGAGUUCGACACGUACCAGAACUCCGAGUUGGGGGAGGUGGACGGCAACCACGUCGGCGUCGACGUCAACUCCAUCUUCUCCGCUGAGUCCAUCUCGCCCAACAAGAGCAUCAAGUCCGGCGAGACCUUGGCCGCCGAGGUCGCCUACGACAACAGCACGGAGACGCUGUCCGUCACCCUCCGGAUGGGCGGGGUCCCGCCGUACCGUGUCAGCGCCAACGUCGACAUGCGGAGAAGCUUGCCACAGAUGGUGGCCGUCGGCUUCUCCGCUGCCACCGGCAGGAACGUCGAGGUGCACCAGCUCCUGUCGUGGUCCUUCAACUCUUCUCUCGCGUCGAGGGAAGCACAAGCACCUGCACCUUUGCCCUCUGAGGCCAUCACCUCCAGAGGGCAUUCCAUGGCGCAUAGCAGCACGAUAGCAGUAUCUGCUGCUGCAGCUGGGUUUGUGGUUAUCUGCGCUUUAACUGGGUUUGUUCUUAGGAGGAAACUGAGGAUGUGGAAGAAAUCCAAGGAAGCAUCCGCCGGCGGCGGCGGCGAGCUCGACGAUGAACACGACGGCGGCGGCGAGGCUGAGUUUGAGAAAGGCGUCGGCCCAAAGAGGUAUAGUUACAGCGAACUCGCGGCGGCGACGAGCAAUUUCUCGGAGGAGAUGAAGCUGGGGAGAGGCGGCUUCGGCAACGUCUACAAGGGCUGCCUCAAGAUCGACGGCGAGGACCGCCGUGUGGCCAUAAAGAAGUUCUCGGAGUCGUCGGUGCAGGGGAGGAAGGAGUUCGAGGCCGAGGUGAAGAUCAUCAGCCGGCUCAGGCACCGCAAUCUCGUGCAGUUGAUCGGUUGGUGUGACAGCUGCAAAGGGCUCCUCAUCGUCUACGAGCUCGUGUCGGAGGGCAGCCUUGACAGGCACAUUUAUAAGAACACGAGGUUGCUUACCUGGCCUCAAAGGUACAAGAUCAUCAUGGGUCUGGGGUCGGCGCUGCGGUACCUCCACGCGGAGUGGGAGCAGUGCGUAGUGCACGGUGACAUCAAGCCGAGCAACAUCAUGCUGGACUCCUCGCUGGACGCCAAGCUGGGCGACUUCGGCCUGGCGAGGCUGGUCGACCACGGCGUGAGGCCUGCGACGACGAAGGUGGUGCUGGGCACGGCGGGCUACAUCGACCCGGAGCUCGUCAACACGCGCCGCCCCAGCGCCGUGUCGGACGUCUACAGCUUCGGCAUCGUCCUCCUGGAGCUCGUCACCGGCCGCCGCCCCGUGGAGGAGCCCGACGACAGCGACGAGCUCUUCGUGCUGGCGAGGUGGGUGUGGCGCCUCUACCGCAGGAACGCCGUCGCCGAGGCGGUGGACGAGAGGCUGAUGAGGAGGGAGCGCGACGACGACGACGACGGCAGCGAGGUGGUGGGGGAGCGGAGGCGGCGCCGGCAGCAGAUGGAGAUGGAGAUGGAGCGCGCGCUGGUCGUGGGGCUCUGGUGCGCUCACCCCGACCGCAGCGAGCGGCCGUCCAUCGCGCGCGCCAUGCACGUCCUGCAGUCCACGCCGGAUGUGGUGAAGCUGCCGGUGCUGCGGCCGCAGAUGUUCAGCGGCGACACGUUUCAUACCGUUACCAUGGGAGGAGAUGGUUACAGCGAUCUGUCCUUCGGGGUGACGUCGUCGUCCACUGGUAGCGACACGUCGACGAGCGGCUACAAUUCUCGUUCAGACAACAAAUGAUCGAAAUGGUGAAAUUCGAUAUGUAUUUAUAUAUGCAAUACUCCCUCCGUCCUCUGUAAUAUAGUAUAUUCUAUAGUUUUUAGAACAGAUUAAGAUUCACAAAAGAUAUAU